CAUGGAUCUGGUGGCGAGGCUCGAAGGCUCCUGAGCGAAUGACGGACAACCAACUCGAAGAUGUCGCGUCAGGCGAGGAAGAUGGUGAAGAAAAACACUGACACUGAGUCACCGACGGAGCACACACGAGAUGGAUGGAUGGACAGAUGCACAACACACACACACCACUCGAUCGAUGUUCUCACUCGCCCUGUUUGUGUGUGUCUUCUCCUCGUCAGAUGCGGCUCCCUCCUCAUGGAACCACACGCCGCCGACAACCUCCGGGCAGUCAUCACCCAGUACCAAGACCGUCCGAGUCACAGCCAUGGACGCAUCGGCAGGGUCGUCGGGUGGCCCCUCACCAGCACCAGAUCAGCCCGCAGAGAGUGGAGAGAGGGAGGGGGAUCUGAGGGCACUUGUGAUGAAGAUGGCUGGCCCGCCGUUCGUCUGUCCGUAUGACGGCUGCGGCAAGUCAUUCGACAGGAGAGGCAAGCUGGAGAGGCACGUCGUCAUCCACUCUGACGCGGUCGGUCCGCACACAGCCACACACAUUCACAGAGGUAUUUCUUUGUGUGAGGGUGUGGUGUGUGGUGUGGUGGUGUGUGCAGCGUCCCCACGUGUGUGGCAUAUGCGGCGCGAGUUACAAGCGGAAGGACUACCUGGACCGGCACAUCCUGACCCACUCGGCCGAGCGGGCCUUCAAGUGCCGUUAUGAGGGCUGCGACAAGACCUUCACUGAUGCCGACUACCGACGCAUCCACGAGAAGACACACGAAGCCAGACAACACUUCUGUGGUGAGAUCGACAUGGAGGGAGAGAGGGAGGGAGAGAGGAAGGGUCUUACGUGUGGUGUGCAUGCUGUGUGUGUGCGUGUGCAGAUGUGUGUGGCGAAUCGUUUCGCCAGAAGAAGCAGCUGCGUCGGCACCAGAUGCGGCACUAUUACGCUGCGGAGGGUGUGGAGGGUCGUGGGGACAAGGGCUUCCGCUGCAGGCACGUCGGGUGCAACCAGCUCAUACACACGUGGGAGGGGCUCAUGAGGCACCUCAAAAGGCACCAACGUGAGGGACGGAGGGAGGGAGGGAGGAUGACAGACAAAGGGAGGGACCGACCAGCGGCAGGCACAAGGGCCUGGCCAUAUCUCUGUGUGUGUGGGUGUGUGCUGUGUGCAUUUCUAACUUUAGCUGCCAACAUGCACGAGUGUGGUGUUGACGGCUGCGAAGCCAAGUUCGCCAAGUUCAGCCAGCUGGUCGCCCACCGGAAGGCCUGCCACCCCAAGCCACCCAAGCCACUCGCAUGCACACUCUGCGGCAAGGUAUGGUUGGUAUGCACUACUACUACAACACUACAGCUACACUUCUCUAUGGAACACGCACACACAUACACAUCAUAUGGCCUGGCCGGAUGUGUGUGUUGUCCUGUGCCUCCCUCCCUUAAUCAAUCAGCGGUAUGCGACCGAGAAAGGCCUGGAGAGCCACAUGCAGACGGUCCAUCCGGACGGCUCCAGCGAGCCCGAGAGGUUUUUGUGCCCUGUGCCGGGAUGCGGCAAGACAUACACAAGGGUCAGUGAGUCAGCCACCCCCACAGGCCUUCUGAUCGGUCUCAUGGAUGGAUGGAUGGAUGGAUCCUCUGUGUGCCCAGCGUUGGAUGUUGUCUCAGCACCAUCGUGUGGUGCAUCUGGGCGAGCGGCCGUUCAAGUGCCCCUACUGCCCCGACGCUUUUGGCUGGAAGCGCGUCUUGCAGAACCACAUCGCCUCUUGCCACCCAGAACACGCUGAAGCACAGGAUGACGACGACUCCACCAACCACGAUCCUGACGACGACGCUGUGGGGGACGCCAUGACAAUGGACAUGGAGGCAAUCCAAGAUGACGACCACCACGAGCAAGAGCCUAGUGCAGAAGCAGCCCCGCCCCCACCCCUCCCCCUUCCCCUUCCCCUCCCCGCCCCUCCCGAAGCCUUUACUGGUGCGCCUCCCGCCGCCCUCCCAAUGGCUGCGUCUCUGCUGCAUCUUCCGAAGAGCAAGGGCGGCCGUGGCAAGAGGGUGAUUGACGCCCCGUGGCUGAUCGACAUGGAGAUAGUGGGGAUUGGCGACAAGAGGCGGAAGAUCGACCGUCUGCUGCACUCGGGAGGGUCAAGGGCACCUGUGCGGAAGAGGAAACAAGGGGGCAGUGAGGCAGUGGAUAAUGUGGGUGUGGGUGUGGACGUGGAGGUGGAGGUGGGUGAGCCAGUUGGUUGAUGUCAGGCAGUGUGUCUGAUAGAUGCGUGGAUGGAUGGAUGUGACGUGAUGGCUUCGAAGGAAGAUGUUUUGAGUGUGCUCUGCUUUGUGGUGUGUUGCGUUGCGUCGCGGACGGACACAGAGGACAUUCUUCUGUUCUUGACCGGCGAUGAAGGCAGGCAGGCAACGUGA
This is a messenger RNA of Vitrella brassicaformis, 2385 nucleotides long. NCBI's taxonomy places the organism in Eukaryota, Vitrellaceae. The record is from the annotation of a GenBank genome assembly.